Messenger RNA from Vollenhovia emeryi, 704 nucleotides. RefSeq lists its product as uncharacterized. The record is from RefSeq and is a predicted model, not a curated record. NCBI's taxonomy places the organism in Eukaryota, Metazoa, Arthropoda, Insecta, Hymenoptera, Formicidae. Gene Ontology annotation, biological process: vacuolar proton-transporting V-type ATPase complex assembly. Bases 55 to 459 code for a protein of 134 amino acids. Gene Ontology annotation, cellular component: endoplasmic reticulum membrane. The transcript has a single exon.
GUACACAGUCUCCUUCGACGCAUGGUAGUGCAAUAAAGGCAUUCGUUCUUCUUCAUGGUCCUGAUUAUUCGCAACUGCAGAAUAUUAUCCAGUCGGCCGAACAAACUAGUUAGAGUCGGAAAGCUACGAGAUUAUCCUUGUCGUCGGAUUUGCGACAGAGAAAACAACUGUGCGAUGGGUCCGGCAGCUGUAUUGGGAACAUUGUUCCUCUAUAGCGUCGCCAUGUUCACUUUACCCUUCGCUGCAUUCUUUGGGAUACAACGUUUCAUGAUAUUAGAAUUCCAAACUGAUACCGCCGUCACUAAUUACGUCUCCGUACUGGCUGCCGUAGUCACAGUCAACUUGAUCAUCUCCUGUUACGCUUAUCAAGCUUUAAACGAAUCUAUCGACGAGAAGGAGCAAAGCGAGGAUCAAGCUCAAGUCGAGUCCAAAGAGAGUUUGAAUAAGAAAGCUGAUUAAGAUACGAGAUUUUCUCUCUAGAGAAACAAAGUUUGCAAAGUGUCUAUUGUUUUUCCUAUUCAAAAAAGGAAACAUUUUUUCAUUACUUAAAGUAUGUGUAUCUAAUUAGCAUCUAAUAGCAGUGUACAUGCAUAAUGGAGAAAAAGAUUUAAUAACUAAAGAAGAUGUAAAUAUGUUUACAUAAAGUCUGUAUAUAAUGAACAUAAUGAUGAUCUUUACGUAAUAAAAUGCCAAGCAAAAAUACA